GUACUCACAGGCAACGCUGAUUUACUGACUGUGGUGGGAUAUCUCGUUGACAAUGUAGUCUUUGUUUCAACUUCUCUGGACAUUCCUUCCGGUGCGUCAAUUCAUCAUGGCGGCGCCAGUUACUCUGGGAGGGAUAGUGGAGCAAAACAUCACUGAAACGGGACAAAUAUUACCAGAAUCCACAUCUGGAGAACUGAAAAGACCUCAGUUUGGAACCCGUUUCCUGACAGACCCACGUCAAGUUUUUCAACAUAACGCAUGGGACAAUGUGGAGUGGACAGAGGAGCAAGAGGCUGCUGCCAAGAAGAAGGUCCAAGAAAACAGUCAGCCCCUCCCUCAAGAGAAGCAAGAGGACUUUGACUGCAGGGCGAACGAGUACUGGAAUGAAUUCUACACCAUCCAUGAGAAUCGCUUCUUCAAAGACCGCCACUGGCUCUUCACAGAGUUCCCUGAGCUGGCCCCACAGUGUCGCCUCAACCAGGACUCCUGUAUUGGGGACCAUAGAGCUGAGGACAGUGAAUCACAUGGUCUCGAACAGAGUCAGGGCCAAAGCAGUGAAGUCACCCCUCUGGCCCCUGUAGAUGGUGACUUCCCUGGAUCCAGUGCCAUGUUUCGCAUACUGGAGGUUGGCUGUGGUGUUGGCAACACCGUCUUUCCCAUUCUGAAGACCAACAAUGACCCUGGGCUCUUUGUCUACUGCUGUGAUUUCUCCAGCACCGCUGUGGAGCUGGUCAAGGCUAAUUCAGAGUAUGACCCCGGGCGCUGCUAUGCCUUUGUUCAUGACCUGGGUGAUGAGGGAGCUAUUUACCCUGUCCCAGACGCCAGCAUGGGUGUUAUAGUGCUCAUCUUCGUGCUCUCAGCCCUGCAUCCUGACAAGAUGCAGGCCUCCAUCAGCAGACUGGCUCGGCUGCUGAAGCCUGGAGGAGUGCUGCUGCUCAGGGACUAUGGGCGCUAUGACAUGGCACAGCUACGCUUCAAGAAAGGAAGGUGUUUGUCAGAUAACUUUUAUGUCCGGGGUGAUGGAACACGAGUCUAUUUCUUCACACAAGAUGAGCUACAUGACUACUUCAGUGAAGCGGGUCUGGAGAAGGUCCAGAACAUGGUGGACCGACGGCUGCAGGUGAACAGAGGCAAGCAGCUGACCAUGUACCGUGUCUGGAUCCAAUGCAAGUACCGCAAGCCUCAUACCCAACCACCAGAGACACAGGAGUGAGCCAGGAACAGCAGAGAGAACACUGUGGCUUAUCAUUGAACUAGUGUCUGAGAUAGAUGUGGGACUGCAACCCCUGGGAGGAUGGAUAGAAUUGGGAUACCUCCAUGAGACCAUUGUGAUGAUGGACACCAUGGAGAUGGAUUGAGGGGUGAUGUGUGUGCAAAGCAUUAGACAUGUUUUUCUAUUGGGUUCCCUCAGCCAUUUGUCUACACAGCUCUGGGUUCCCCCAGGUGCUUUCUCAGUCAGAGAUAAUGAAUCUCUGACUGAGAGGUGGACAUGACUCAGAAACAGAAUAUAGAGAAGGCUGAUGUGCUAAUGAAACCUGAACAAAGGUCUGGAAACCCAAUAUUCUAAUGUUUACAUUCAACAGACUGUUUGCCAUAAUCCAUUAUUUUAGAUCAAUUGCACUGUAUGAGUAAACUUUGUUUUUACAUUCACACCUUCAAAAUGAUUAAAAAACAGUGUGUAAACCCA
Messenger RNA from Salmo salar (Atlantic salmon), 1687 nucleotides. RefSeq names its product methyltransferase 2A, methylcytidine (gene mettl2a). Gene Ontology annotation, molecular function: tRNA (cytidine-N3)-methyltransferase activity. NCBI's taxonomy places the organism in Eukaryota, Metazoa, Chordata, Actinopteri, Salmoniformes, Salmonidae. The record is from RefSeq and is a predicted model, not a curated record.